AUGACCGCAGCACAACAGCAGGUUCUCCCAAUCAGCAGCAGCAGAAGCAGCACAAGACUUCCUCUCAACAUGGUCCAACAAGAAAGCCGGUUGAACCGGGAACGAUUUGUGGUCUUCCUUCAGAUCUUACUACGAAGGUUGGAAGUCUCUCAAGCUUUCCAUCUGAAGCUACAAGCAAAGGUUCUCGUCAUGCAAUGCACGAGAAACAAUAAGAUGGGGGAUGCCACACCGUUGGUCACCUCUCUGGAACUCCACCUCCGACAACUCGUAGGAGAGGUACAUUGGAGAUAUGCCAUCCAUGCCACGCACCGCUAUUUCCGUCAAAAGCAGCAGCAACAACAACUGCAGCAGCAGCGAUUUCCCUUCCAUCUCAAGACUACACAAGUCAUUGGACUUUAG
Molecule: messenger RNA, 399 nt
Organism: Cylindrotheca closterium
Lineage: Eukaryota; Bacillariophyta; Bacillariophyceae; Bacillariales; Bacillariaceae
Source: the annotation of a GenBank genome assembly